AGCAACCAAGUCUGUUGAAUAGUAUUUUAUCUGCGGCCGGCGUCGACCAUGGCGGGCAGGGCGUUUCCUGGACAGCUUCCCAUGCUAUAAGAGACACAUUCUACGAUUUCGCAUCCGCUACUACAAGUUUCGUCCCAUACGUCUUGCUCGGUCUUCACUGGUCUUUGCAGUACACAGUUUUGUUCAACUGUUCGCAUCAAUUUGUUCUAGAAGACAGCCCUCCACCAUCUGUUACACUGCCUGUCAAUUUCUAACCCACCUAGACGACACACCUACAAGGAGAAGAUAUCCAGCUACCUAAUGGCAACUCCAUUCUAUACGUUCAACUCCUCUGGCACUAGUAUCAACUAUUCGUGGCCUGAAGGUCUCACAGGACUUGAGCGGAUUGCUCUAGCUUCCCAAGGUGACCUUCAACGCGUGCUCAGUGCCUUCUUCGCGCGGUCCAUACAAAUAGUCCUCGUAUAUUCCCAUACCCAACUCACUCUAUCUCCCGACCUUCCCAAGGUCACGCUCGAGCUCCCGAAUCCCCAAGUCCUAGACUCCGUUUCGCCUGAACAUCCGAUAACCCAGACGCGGAAAGUCCUUCUACGAUGUGCGGGAAAGACCGUAUGCACCGCGACCUCCACCAUUCACAUGAAAUCCCCGCGUGCCGCCCAUCUCGUUCUCAUAGAUAAAUACCCCAUUGGGCAGACAUUCCUCAUGUUGGGGCGACAGCCUGAUUUUGAACUCUUGUCAGUGGAAUUUGGUAGAUUCACGGAUAAAGAGGAGGAGGAGGAUGCUGAAGGAGAGCAACUAUGGAGAAAAUACCGCCUCUCUGUAGAGAGCUUCGAGGCAGAGAUUUUGGAGGUAUUUCCGUCCCGUGACAUGUUUAGUCGCGGAACAGACUGGUUAUUUGACUCACCAGAAUCAGGCCCCCAGUCAGAAUUUUGUGUCGUUUCGCAGAUAUGGAUAACGUUCAUCCUUUUCGUUGUACUUUUCAUGGUGCUUGUUGCCAUUAGCCUCUCAUUUACGAGUAUACCUGCGGACUUUGUCUAA
Messenger RNA from Guyanagaster necrorhizus, 1035 nucleotides. RefSeq lists its product as uncharacterized. Lineage: Eukaryota; Fungi; Basidiomycota; Agaricomycetes; Agaricales; Physalacriaceae. The record is from RefSeq and is a predicted model, not a curated record. The coding region runs from base 301 to 1035 and encodes 244 amino acids. The transcript has 3 exons.